AUGUACGAAGAUGUUUUAUUUGUUAGUGCCAAUGUUAUUAAUCAUCCAGUAUUAGGUCCUGUUCAUGCACAGAUGCGAGCAAUUUACAAUAUCUCUGCUUUAGCUAAUAUAAGCGGCGAGAAUCCUUAUUGUCAUUGGAAUAGUUCUUAUUGUGGAAUUGUUCAGCAUGAAUCAUUUUUCAAACGAUUCAAUGAGGACUCUUUGGAAUUCUACAUGUUUUCUCAUUGGGAUUUUAAUUGGCAAGAACAGUAUCCACGAUGGUCUAUCAAUUUCAUCCUAUUUCAAGGAAAAGAUGUGGCCACUGUUAAACCGGGAGAUGAUGAACAUCAAAUAUCAAUUGUAAUUCCAUAUGAACAAAAGAAGCAUUCUAUAGCUGUUGGCAAAGCAUUAGCAUCUCAUUUUGCCUAUAUGCCACAACGAAAGAAUGGUUUAAGUGGAUCAAAAGAAGCCUAUCUGAUUAAAAUGUAUGCAGAUAUAUCAAAAAGAAUGUGUUACUGUGCCACAUAG
This is a messenger RNA of Rotaria sordida, 507 nucleotides long. The record is from the annotation of a GenBank genome assembly. NCBI's taxonomy places the organism in Eukaryota, Metazoa, Rotifera, Eurotatoria, Philodinida, Philodinidae.